AUGGACGCAGAUAAGGAUGCAGCGCAGGCAUCGCCUAUGAAAUGCCAGUCAUCAGAUUCUAUUGAUUCUGGAAAUACGUUUGAGCAUUGGUCGAAGUAUCUACGUUGUGAUGUCUGUCUUGACUAUUUCCAAGAACCAGUCACACUGACAUGUGGCCAUACGUUCUGUCGUAUAUGUAUAAAGAAGCUGUCACCUCUACCAACCUACGCGCCGUACACGCCUCUCGGUCCCCCAUGGGCCGCGCAGGAGGAAUGGACAAACGCUGGAGAGUUCGGCGAAGCAGCCGAGAGAUGGCGCUCCACGGCGGACCAAAGCGACCCGUUACCGCAGCGCCAACGGUCGAACACGGGCACGCAGUCGGGGCAGUCACAGAGUGAAGAUGGCGCGGUCUAUCAGAAUUCCUUGAAUGAUAUUCGCCUCGUGGCGCGUCAAGCUGCUGCGUCUCCUCGUCAGAACGCAACAGUUCUGACAAGGACGCACAUCGUGAACAUGGAGACGGAUGAGUUGAUGUCGGUGACGCCGCAUCAUCUACGAAACGCAUGGCCAAGCGAGCCGUCGCCGCCUGCUGCUGCUAGUGACGCACCGUCACGCCCCACGCUGCCGAUGGUGGGUCCCAGGCUUCGGCCUCCAAGGCGCAGUCAGGCGAGUGGAAGUCAGUCCCUUGCUAACGGUCCAAUUCCUCAUCCGGAUCACUCACAGAUGAUAGGAAGCGAUCAACCCCGGCCGGUGCGCGAUGGGAGCUCUAACGAAGCCGAACCCCCCGCCGAUAGCUUCUCUCGUCCUAUAGAAGUGCGAAUUACUAACAGGAACUUGCCUUCUACGGCAGCUGGCGCAAACACAGACAUAGAAUAUGAAAUCACGGACGUCACGAGGGAAGGAAGUGCUAGCGUUAGUAGUAUUUCAAGUAGUCUUUCAUCGAAUGACGACAGCCAUUUGGAUCCGGAAGACUGGCAAUCAGUCGAGAGCGAAAAUCAUAGUGAAAACCAACAGCGCAUUUCGCAGCAGCCAGAUGGCCGUAUCGGAUCUACAGAGGCGGCAAACGAUAGCCAUUCGUCGUCAAUGCCGCCGAUGGCCGAUGAUGACACGCCACGUGACGUCGUUGAGACGACUCCGCUCCUGUCGCGUCAACGAGAGGAGAGCAGGAGCUACGUGGAGUCAAUCGAGCAGCUAGGUAGCACGAGACGCCGCAUUCUCGCAAGCUCGGUGGCGAGCACGGAUUUCAUGCCGGAUGUCGUUCCACCGGAAUUCGAGGCCGAAGUGAACGAACAGAUUUACAACCUGAUCGAAGGCGACGCGAGAGUAGGCGCAGAUCAGUCCACGAUCACCGACUCAGAGUUCGAUACAUCAGCGUCUCGGCAUGGCACGCAGGCUGCAGAAUUGACAGACGAAAGAGGGACCAUCAACGAGGAAACAACGAGUGCCGGAAUGACGGCAACGACGACGACGACAGCGAGAACUAACUACCGAGGCGCAGCUGCCACGUUGAAUCUCGGUGUGGAUACCGACGUCGGUGUUAAUAGGACCAGCUCUCCUACUUCGUUGCUACUUGCUGUAACGAACGCAGCAGCAACUUUUGUCAAUAACACGAGAAUGACAGCCGAGAGUGCAGCCGCGAACCAGCAACACGGACACGCCCUCACCUCGGCCGAUCGAAUGCGCAGUGACACACAGAAUCGACACGACGAGACUAACGCGUCGACAGGUGGCGCUGGUAACGAAAUCAGCCGCGUCGCCAGCAGCUCCCUCUCGCGGCGCAGCGACGUGGAGACAGACGAAGAAUUGUCUAUCACGGACGCCGACAUCGCCCAGACCGUUGAAGUGAGCAGUGACUCCGCCAGAGGCAGCACCAUCGCUAGUGAUGACGCCCCCGUCGCGUCACCAAACGUGUCGAACAAUAACCGUCACGUGAUCGCCGGGCCGCUGACAGCCGAAGAGAUAAACGACCUUCGCAUUCGCGCGCAGGCCGCCCUCAACGAAAUCGCGAUGCGCCAGAUCCGCAGUAACGCAGAUGACCGUCGCACGUCGCAGUUGCCAGACGCGCUGGAGGGCUCGUGGCGACCGGGCGCUCCGCCGCCGACGCCACUAUCCACCGGCGCGGUGAACAUUCGCUGUCCAAGUUGCAGAGUCAGCGUGAGAGUCAACGCGGCCGCGGCAAUGAAAAACGUGUCGCUGGCGAACUGCGUGGAGGGAUAUAAAGCCAGCCGAGAGCGACAUCUGACGUGCCGCUACAAUUCCAUGAGGAUUGCAGAAAAUAGAGAGAUUCACAACGAGCAAAUUAUUCGCAGUGACGUAGCGACUGUAACGCAGUCUCGACCUCUGAUUGGGCGAGACGCGGCGGGUGCGCAGACGAACGUCAACGACGUCGAAGUCAGAAUGUCCACAGUCUCAACGACCCACGAAAAUAUACCAAAUCACGAUCGGAGUGGUAAUGGCGGAAAUGCUCACUCGGAGAACGUACCAACCUCUGCCCGAUCUCGAGACUUCGCCAACUCAUCGAGCGACAGCCAUUUGUUUGAUCAUAGCUAUGCGCAACCAGAUCUCAACGGAUCCGAACAGGCGUUGGAGUUGAUGGAUAUGGGCGAGAUGCACGAAUGA
Priapulus caudatus is the source of this 2595-nucleotide messenger RNA. RefSeq lists its product as uncharacterized. The transcript is spliced from 3 exons. The coding region runs from base 1 to 2595 and encodes 864 amino acids. Lineage: Eukaryota; Metazoa; Priapulida; Priapulimorpha; Priapulimorphida; Priapulidae. The record is from RefSeq and is a predicted model, not a curated record.